GCCUUUCAGAGAGCGGCGACCGCAUGCUUCCAAUCUUUGUCACCCAGUCAGGCUUCCUCGCGGCAGGGCAAUUGGCGGUUGACUGGGCUCGAGACCUCGCCAACGUGGCGGCGGAGGCUGGCCAGCUGGCGGCGGCGGCGGACCAGUUCAGGGGCGCGCGGUCGCUCCUCCUGCUGGUCUUCAGCAUAGGCACGCCGGUGGGCUGUUCGGCUGCGCGAUGUGCACACUGGCGGGCAGCGCUGCCUGGCACGGCGCUGGUGCCGCGGGACGGAGCCUGCGCUCUGGUGCAGUGGCGGCCGCGGGGGGACUACCAGGUACGUCUUCUGCGGCACUUCUCCGACGCCGCCGAGUACGGGCGCGAGCUCGAGACGCCUCCGACGAGUCCGAAUUGUCCAGCGUGGAUGGCAGUCUCCCCCGACGAGGACUGCGACUUCGAGUCCCGUGGCGCUGCGGCGCUGGAGGAGAAGGAGGCGACAGCGCUGUCACCGAGGCCCGAGGGCCUGACGGCGCGGGGUGGGACAGCGACUCCGCCUGAGGGCCGCGAGCACGGCUCGGGAAGGGCGCCCCCGGUGGGCAACCAGCGCUGGCUCAUCACGGCUAGCAAGGAAGACAGCGAUGAGCACGUGCUCGCCGACCUCGGGCGUUGCGAGCGGUACGCUAUGAGCGGAGGACUGGCCUUCGUUAAGGCGAGGGGGAAGUGCUACUCAGUGAAGGUGGUGACGGAGAAGGAGGUUGGGAGCUCGAUGCACGGCCGCGCGAUGCCUAUCGCGUACGGGCUCGAAGGCGCGAAGGGCCGGGUGUCCACGGAUGCGGCGUGUGGCAUGGCAAGGACAGCGUGGCCGGGAUGGCCAGGCAGGGGGUCGCGCACCGCGCGGUGGUGCGUCCGCUUCUUGUCGGAGCAGGACUCGCCUUGGCGGACCCGCCACAUCCAGUGGCGCGCGGAGUGCGGUCUCCGGCCGGGCAACGGCAACGUGCUGAACCGCGGGCUGGCGAGGCGGGUGCUGGAGCUCAGCGCGGGCGUCGACCAGCGCAGCCUGACCCCGCGGCCGCUGGUGGAGGUGGUGCGCCGCGCCCAGCUCGCGGAGUGGCGCUACCAAGAGUGGCCGCUGAAGAGCAGCGGCGACGAGUACCUGACGAGUGAGUACCUGUGCAUGAGGGAUUUGGAUACGAGGAGCGCGCUGAUGGUGUGCCUGACGUUCGUGGAGCACACAUUGGCGGCGCUCCCCGCGGGGGGGGCGCCCGUGAAGGAGAAGCGGGAACUUCACAAGGAGGGGGUGCUGUCGCGCGGCCAGAGCUCGGUCAGCGACAGCAGCAAGGCGCUGCAGGACGAGAUGGCAGCGCAGGCGGCGGAGAUCAGCAAGCUUCAGGCAGAGCGGGAAGGCCCCCAGACCGGCAAACCAGACGCCGGCGGGGCCAUGGGGCGAUGGCUCAUGGUGGUCGCUCGAGAGCUGCUGCCGUGCCCUGUGCCCGCGCCCGGCCGUGCCUGGGGCGGCAGGGGAUGUCGGGCGGUGCGCUCUCGAGCUCGGCAGCGUCAGCACGCUGCGCGGUGGCUCUCAGAGGCUUUGCACGCUACCAAAUCAUUGUACGGACAUGGACUUCCAUGUCAGGAUCUUCAGGCUUCGCGUGCUCAACGCGCGGGCAUUGACCACGUCCGCGAGAUCAUUCAGGAGGCGGGUCUUCCACCUUUUUCAGGAGCGGCAGCUCGCGCCGAGCUGUGCUCACACCUGCCGGGUUAUGCAGAAGACACCGUGCGCCGAUCCUCUUACUCCGAAGGGCUGGUCUCCCUGCCGACCAUGGGCGGCCAGCGCGUUGGCGCUGACUGCUUGACUGGUCGUGCUCUCGAGCUGUGGGUAGGAUGGCAGAAGCAUCUUCUACGCGAAGGGGGGCCACCUGACGGACCUCGACUUCGCCCUUUCUCCGAUCCGAAAUUAGUGCAUUGCAAGAAGACGUGCGCUCGCUUCGUGGCGGAGCUGCUCGUCAGGGGCCUGAUCGACCUCGGCGGGCGGACCGAGGCAACGGUGGGCAUCUUCUUCGUUUUCAAGAGCGACAUGCGGCCCCUCCGCAUGAUUGCGGACACGCGGGUGGCGAAGAUGCGGUUUCGCCCUCCUGCGCAUUCUGAGCUCCCGACAGCGGGGGCUUGGAGCAGCUUGACUGCGCCGGAGGGGGGGGCCCUCCACUUGGCCCAGAUGGACGUGGACAACGCGUUUUACAGGGUCGCCACGCCGCCCGGGCUUCGCGACUAUUUCGUGCUUCCCGCGGUCGACCUCGACGUGCUGCGGGCCGAGCGGCCCGACUUGUCCGCCCAGCUGCCGGCUUGGCGGAAGGCGUCGCCGCGGCUGGCCGUCUUGGCCAUGGGCUGGAACUGGAGUCUCUUCUUCUGCCAGCAGGUGGUGGAGACGCAGGGGCCCGCCGCGGCAGUCUACGUCGGCGGGGCCGCCGUCAUCGGUCUCGACUACGCGGAGACCAUGACGACGGCGCAGCGGGCGCGAGAGUCGCUGGAGGCGGUCGGCCUGAGAUGCAAGGGGCUGGAGGGCCCGUGCGCGGAGGCCACCUUCACGGGCCUGGCGUUCGACGAGGCGAGGGGCCGCGUCGGGCUCAGUCGCCGGCGCAUGUGGCGCAUCCGCCUGAGCUUGCUGCACGUUGCCGACCGCGGGUCGGCCACUGGCGACGAGAUGCGGGUGCUCGUCGGCCACUUCACUUGGGGUGCGCUGGUGCGCCGCGAGCUGCUGUCGAUUUUCUCGGCGACCUACCGUUUCGCGUCCUGGGCUGGUGGGCGCCGGCGCCGCUUGUGGAGCGCCGCGGGGGCCGAGCUCCGCAUCGCCGCCGCGCUCGUCGUGUUCAGCUACGUGGACUGCCGCCGCCAGCCCGACCCUGGGUUUGGCGUGGCGGGCCGCGCCUGGGACCCGCAUGACGUCGGCCGGGCGUGCUCGCAGGCAGAGCGGUGGCGCUACCGCGUGUCAGAGGCGGUGGCGGCUCGGACGCACGCCCUCGGGCUUUCGGAGCGCCUGCGCGCCGCCGAUCGCCUUCCGCCGCACGUGGGUGCCGACAAAAAUCCGAGUGUGUGCAGCCACGAGUCUUGCGGUUCGGCCAAGUCUACACCUCUGGCGAGGACCCGGCCCCCCGUCUCGGAGUUCGAGCGGACGUUCGGGGACAUGUACUCGGGGACCGUCUCGUUCGAGCAGAUCACUUCGGAACACGUCGGCCCUCUCGAGUCGUGGCAGCUCCGGGUCAAGGGCAGGUUCAGCAGAGCCGAGAACAUAAUCCGUCUUGAAGGGCACGGGGUCGUCAUCGGCAUUCGGCAUCAUCUUCGGGUGGCCUCUCGUCGCGGGCGCGAGCUGCUCGUGCUGCGCGACAACCUGGGCCUCGCGCUGGCCCUUGGGAAGGGCCGGGCGGCCGCCCCCCGCGUGAGCAAGACAUGCCGCGAGGCUGCCGCGCUAAGCAUCUCCGGGGACAUGGCGGUCACCGUUCGGUGGAUCCCUUCGGAGCCCAACCCAGCAGAUCGACCCUCUCGCACGGCUGGCGCCUCGGCUCGAGGUCCGCGGGCGGACCCUCGCAGCGCUUGCUUCGACCCCGCAGCGGCACCGCAGGGCGAUGCGCAGACUGCGCUGGUCGCGGCGGUGGACGAGGCGCUCCUGUGUGGCGAGCUCGACGGGCUGGGGCGGCCGCUGGUGGGCGUGGCGGGUCUGGGGGACACCCUCCUGGACGACCCGCUGCCCGGCGGCGCGGCGCGCCAGCGCGCUGAAGCGGCAGCCGGCGGCGACGCGCUGAACGGGGAGCCCAGCACCCGUGAGCUUGCAGCCUGGCAAGGCUGCCCAGCUCAAGAGGCCGAGAGUAGUUCAAGUUCAGGCGAGGGUUCUGACGGCAUCGAGGCCAACGACCCCUACGACCCCGAGAGCGACGCGCCGGCAGGGGUGGCCGGGCGGAUCGGCUGCCGGGCCACCUGCCGCCGCCCCGCGGCGGCGCUCGCGGCGCCCUCCAGGCUGCCCGGCAGCCGCCGCUCGCAGAGCUUCUCGGACAGCAGGCGCGUGAUGGACCAGAGCCACGACACGCUGAGCCCCGAGGCGGGGGCGUUCAGGGCCGGGUGCCUGGAGCUGCGGAAGGACGCGAGCUCGAGGUCGAUGCUCGACGAGACGCUCGAGGAGUACCUGGACUGCCUCUACUCCGACGGCUACAACCACGAGCGGGGCGACAGCCUUCUGGCAGGCCUGGCGCUCGAUGAGCUGAGGUUCAGGCGCGGCGGCGCGAGGGAUCCUGCUCGGGCCCUCGCUGCCCUCCUGGGCUUCCGCCGCCUGGCGCCUGGGCAGGCCAGGGCGGCGCGGCCGCGGGCCAAGCUGGCUGCGCUGCUGGGAGCUGGAGUCGUCGCGAUGGGGGUAGUCCUCGGGAUCAGCCUGGCGUUUGCGGGGGACGGAGGGCGGCGGCUGCCAAGCCACGGCAUGAGCCGGCAGGGCCGGUCGUGCGUUCGGUCCCCGCCAGGCUUCGGAGUUCAGAACUGGGCCCUGCUGGUGCACACCGCCAAGGCCGACGGCCGGAGCAAGGCGGGCCGCAAGGACGUGGGGCUGCUGCUCGACGGGGUCUUCACAGAGGGCAUAGAUUUCCAGCUCGGGCUGCUAAAGAGAGCGGCAGGGUACGCCGCCAGCCUGCGGGCGUUCACGGCCGCGGAGUUCAGGGAGGGGUUCAGUCGAGCGGCCGCCAUGAUCGGUCGGCCAGCCCCACAACCGCACCAGGUGAGGCAGGGAGCGAUCGACGACGACGCGCUGUACCAGAAGCGGCCGUUGGGCGACAGCCGCGCGGCGCUGCUGCCGCCGUGCGACCGA
Messenger RNA from Prorocentrum cordatum, 4814 nucleotides. The record is from the annotation of a GenBank genome assembly. NCBI's taxonomy places the organism in Eukaryota, Dinophyceae, Prorocentrales, Prorocentraceae.